AUGAUUGUUGCAGCAGAAGCAGCAGCCGCUGCAGCUGUGGCUGAAGUGCGUCUUCUAGAGGAGCGGGUGGCUGAGGCCAACAAGGCAGCUGCGCAGCUCCGGGAGGCUCAGACAGCAGUGGCGCUGCUGCAGGCAGAGCUCGUGAGGCUGAAACGACCCACAUACAACACAGCGGGAAGCAUUACUGCUGACACAUCCCCUACUCGGAGCAGCAGCAGCCGCUGCUCCGCACAGCUAGAAGCUGCUGCCGCUUUGCUGCAUGUGCCUGCUGUUCCUGCUUCUGCUGCUGGAGAGUCUCCCCCAUUGGCUGUUUCAAAGGCCGCCAACGCUACAGACGAUGCCGCUGCUGAAGAUUUCGCAUUGCCAGCCGGUGCAGCCACAGCUGAUACAGCAGAUAGAGCAGCACGGGAAACACCUUUCACCUGCAUGGGUCUUGAAUUGCCUGGUGAAGACCGAGAUGGUGUGUACGCGCAGCAGCUGUUGUUGCUGCAGCAGAAACUGCACGCGGAUGCUACAGCUCUGAGCACUCUGAGGAUGCAACUCAGCAGCGCUUUCAAGGCUGUUCACGCGCUUGAGGAUCAGCGUGCUGCGCUGCGCCGUGAGCUGCGUCGGUCAAAGGAAGAAGCAGCAGCAGCAGCUGCUGCUGCUGUUGCUGCUGCCACUGAAACAGCAGCAAGCGCUCGUCUUGCAGAGGAAAACUACUCGCAACAGCUACGACUACUCUCCCUUCAUGUGGCUGAAACACAUGAAAAAAAUAAAGAUACGCAACGACAGCUCGAGGAACUUCUGAAGCAUAAAAUACUCUGUGGACGAUGCGGAGUUUGGAAUCCCCUCAGUGACCUGCUGGAGGAAGGCCAGUAUUGGGGGGCUUGUGUGAUGUGUAGGGGGAGAGUGACGGAGCGACCCUUUUAA
Messenger RNA from Eimeria mitis, 912 nucleotides. RefSeq lists its product as uncharacterized. NCBI's taxonomy places the organism in Eukaryota, Apicomplexa, Conoidasida, Eucoccidiorida, Eimeriidae. The transcript is spliced from 7 exons. The coding region runs from base 1 to 912 and encodes 303 amino acids. The record is from RefSeq and is a predicted model, not a curated record.